GCUGUUCCGGAUCUACCCCCGCGCCCCCGCCUUGCUCCAGACAGCUCCAAGAUGGAAGUCCUCAAUCAGGUAGUGGCUGGGGGGCAAUUCCGGAUGCUCAAGGAGCCGCUGGGGUUUCUGAAACUGCUGGAAUGGCUUUUUGCUAUCUUUGCGUUUGCCACCUGCGGGACCUACAGCGGGGAAUUUCGCCUCAGUGUUGAGUGUGUGAAUAAAAGCGAGAGCGACCUGAACAUUGAAGUGGAGUUUGGCUACCCGUUCAGACUCCACCAGGUCUAUUUCGACGUCCCAGCCUGCAAGGGGACCGAGGUGGACAAGGUUUUCCUCAUUGGGGAUUACUCCUCCUCGGCCGAAUUCUUCGUCACCAUCGCCGUCUUCGCCUUCCUGUACUCGCUGGCUGCCACCGUCGUCUACCUCUUCAUGGAGAACAAGUACCGGGAGAACAACAAGGGCCCCAUGAUCGAUUUUGUCGUCACCGCCAUCUUCGCUUUUAUGUGGCUGGUGAGCUCGUGCGCCUGGGCCAAGGGUCUCUCCGACGUCAAGCUGGCCACGGACCCCGACAACGUGAUCGAGGGGCUGGAUGUCUGCAAGAAAGAGGGGAACACGUGCAAAGACCUGAAAGACCCCGUCAUCUCGGGGCUCAACACCUCUGUGGUCUUUGGCUUCCUGAACUUGGUGCUGUGGACGGGGAAUCUCUGGUUCGUGUUUAAGGAGACGGGUUGGAGCGCCCCCUUUGCCAAGUACCCACCUGCCGCCCCGGAGAAGCAGCCAGCUCCGGACGCCUACGCCGACUCCUACAACCAGGGAUCUGGCUACGUGCAGCAGGAUUCGUACGGCCAGCAGGGCGGCUACCAGCCGGAGUAUAACCAGCAGGGCUACGGGCAGCCCGACCCCUACGGCCAGCAGGGGGGGUACGGCCAGGCCACUCCCACUUCCUUCUCCAACCAGAUGUAGGCAGGUCUCUCCCCCAGCAGGGGGCGUUGUGAGGAGAUGACGCCUGUCCCGCCCCCCCAUGUCCCCUCAUGUGGGGGGGCUGGUGAGGGGACCCCAGGAUGAAUGUAAAUGUUUGUGCUGUUUAUAUAUAUUAU
Messenger RNA from Chelonoidis abingdonii (Abingdon island giant tortoise), 1085 nucleotides. RefSeq names its product synaptophysin (gene SYP). The record is from RefSeq and is a predicted model, not a curated record. Lineage: Eukaryota; Metazoa; Chordata; Testudines; Testudinidae. Gene Ontology annotation, cellular component: presynaptic active zone; synaptic vesicle; synaptic vesicle membrane. Gene Ontology annotation, biological process: regulation of neuronal synaptic plasticity.